This is a messenger RNA of Schistocerca americana (American grasshopper), 7280 nucleotides long. RefSeq names its product carboxyl-terminal PDZ ligand of neuronal nitric oxide synthase protein-like. Gene Ontology annotation, molecular function: nitric-oxide synthase binding. The transcript has 11 exons. The coding region runs from base 600 to 2663 and encodes 687 amino acids. Lineage: Eukaryota; Metazoa; Arthropoda; Insecta; Orthoptera; Acrididae. The record is from RefSeq and is a predicted model, not a curated record.
UGCCGCGGACGCGCGUGGUGGCUGGUCGCGGGUGUCUGGCGUCCGAGAGUGGCCGGCGUCGCGGUCGCGUGCUCUGUGUGUGCCCGCAGGAGGACGGUUGCCGGCGCGCGGCACCUCUGCUUCCGGCCGACAGCGCCGUUGUCCAGAACGACUGCGGCGGCGCUCGAUCUGAAAAUUCUGUGUUAUUGUCAUCGUGGUUACUACUUGUGUAAUUUUCGAGGAGACAGUCGUUCGUAGUGGUGUCGUCGCGUAGCGGGUAGCGUAGUUGGUAAAUUAUUAAUCCCGUGGCUGCUCCAGGGGAUGUAACGUGAGGGAAGCGUGGAAGGAGUCAGUGGCGUCGUUGAGAGUCGGUCCCGGUGUCGGAGAAGAGCGAGUUGCAUCGGUGAGGGUCUUGCGCUGCGCGACUGCGUUUCGCGUAGCCGAGAGCGGCAGAAGCAGAAGAAUAGGCUGGCCGGCGGGGGCGACGAGCCUAGGGCUAUUUCUGUUGGCCGUGUCGCGUCGCGCCAGCGUUGCCAGAAGCGUAGCGUCGGCGUCAGCGUCGGCGUCGGCGUGGCCCGCGGGAGAGCGUCAGGCGGACACAGCCGGUGACAGCCGCCGCCAUGCCGUCCAAGAAGCAGUACAACCUGGUGCAGAACGAUGACUACGACACCAGGAUACCGCUCCACUCCGAAGAGGCCUUCCAGCACGGCAUCACCUUCCAGGCAAAGUACAUUGGGACCAUGGAUGUACCGCGGCCCAAGAGCCGCGUGGAGAUCGUCGCCGCCAUGCGUAUGAUACGGUACGAGUUCAAGGCUAAAGGUGUGAAGAAAAAGAAAGUGACGCUUGAGAUAUCGGUGGAUGGAGUACGUGUGACACUUCGGAAAAAGAAAAAGAAAAAACAGUGGAUGGAUGAAAAUAACACCUUUCUAAUGCACCACCCUAUAUAUAGGAUAUUCUACGUCUCUCACGACUCGCAGGAUCUCAAGAUCUUCAGCUACAUUGCCCGGGAGGGUUCUAGCAACGUAUUUAAGUGCAAUGUCUUCAAGUCCAACAAGAAAAGCCAGGCGAUGCGCAUCGUGCGUACCGUGGGGCAGGCCUUCGAGGUGUGCCACAAGCUGUCGGCUGCGGCGGGCAACGCGGCCGACGACGACGACCAGGACCUCGCGGGCACCGCGUCCACGGCGGCCAUGGACGCGGCCGAGGCCACCACUGGAGUCACGGGGGUCGAGCGCAAAGACACGCUGUCGGAUCCCAUCAGCUGCGACACACUGGCAGGCACUGUGGCCGAGGACGAGGCGUCGAUACAGUCGGAGCCGGUGCACGCCACGGUGCCGGCCUCGGCGUCGGGAGGCGGCGGGGGCGGCGGAGGCGGAGGUGGAGCCGCACCCAGACCGCUGCGACUCGACAUCCUGCCUCCGCCCCCGUCCAACCCGCGGAGAACGUCGCCACAGAGCGGCAGCGGGAGCGGCAGCGGCGGCGCGGGCGACCUGUACGCCUCGCCGCCCGGCGGGGGCGGCGGCGGGGGCGGCGAGACGGCGGCGGGCACGCCGCUCAGCGCGCACCACGAGCUGCAGCUGCUGCGCGAGCAGCUGGACCAGCAGGCGCACCAGACGCAGGCGGCGCUGGCGCAGGCGCAGCUGCUGCGCGACCAGCUCGCCGCCGAGACGGCCGCGCGACUCGAGGCCCAGGCGAGAACGCAUCAGUUGCUGGUGCACAACAAGGAGCUGCUGGACCACAUUGCGGCGCUGGUGGCGGCCCUGCAGGACCAGGAGCGGCUGCACCACCACCAGCAGCAACAGCAGCACCAGCAGCACCAACAGCAGCAGCAGUUCCAGCAGCAGCAGCAGCAGCCGCAGCAGCUGCAGCCUCCGCACGUCGCAAUGAUGCCACAGCUGCCGCUGCCGCUGCUGUGCGACUACCUGUCGGCGCCGAUGGCGGGCGACUACCAGGAGGCGGAGGCGGCGGCCGCGGCGGCGGCUGCGGCCUACCUGGGAGCGCCCGGGGCGCGCGGCUCGCUGCUUCAGGCGCCGGCCACCGCCUUCGGCUCGCCGUACGGCUACACGCCAGCCGAGCAGCAGCUGCUGCAGCGGCUGCAGGCGCUCAGCCGGUACCAGCAGCUGCUGUACCCGGGCGGAGCGCCGCCGUCGCCGCUGUUCGCGCACCACCAGCUGCAGCUGCAGCAGCAGCGCCUGUCGCAGCCGCCCUCCUACUCCGGCUCCCCGGUACUCGGCCACCGCCAGCCGCACCUCCCUUCGCAGCAGGAGUCGCUGACCCGCUCGUCGCCCUGCGCCGGCGACGACGACUCUUCGCCGCCGACGCCGUCGCAGCAGCAGCAGUCGCAGUUCAUCAAGCCGCUGUCCCAAGUGGGCACGCUGACGACGACGGACGCCGACGGGCGGCUGCGAGUGAUCGUGCCCGUCACCGCUGACGACGCGACCAACCCGGCCGCGAGUGGAGGCGGCGGCGGCGGCGGUCCCUCGCCGACGUCGGGCCCGCGUCAGCUCUCCGCAGCGUUGGCAGCUCUGCGAGUCACUGACGACCAGAGCACCCCUCCGCCGCUGCGUCGACCGCUGGCCAACGGCCCUCCGUCCAUUACCCGGUCCACCAGCGAGAAAGUUCCGCACCGCAGCGAGCUCAUGUCGCAAGUGCAGCGGACUGCGUGGGCGCGACACACCACCAAGUGACCCCUGAAGCAGUGCCAGCUACCGGCUAUGAAGGCCUAUCCUCCGGCGCGUCGCGAACGUCGUUUAGCGUAGACUACGCGACAGCGCCGACACUCGCUUCAGUACGUGCCGAAGAUGUGCGUUGUCGCGCUCUCUACUGGUACACUGGAUUUCCCGCAGCUUUGGGGAGAAAAUACAUCGGGGUGCAUCCAGUUCCGUUAACGGUAACCGCAGAUACGGUCCGUGGUCACUGACAGCUUCCUCAGGUCUACUGUAAUUUAGCUGUCCUUGUAUUGCUGUAGAGGUUAUAAACAUCAUUCCAAAUAGGAAAGGAAUUGACAGAUCGCUUUUCUGCGACUAGUAUCACCAGAUAACCCAUUUAUCCAUCACUUUCAUUCUAUAAUGUAUCAUACGAGAUUCUGAAACUUUAAGAUUCACGAGUGGUGACGGACAAGUUCUCAGCCCACCCAAUAAAAGUUUGUCAGCUUUCCAAAUGAUUAUGGCUAUUUUUCAGCGUAGCCCCGUUCUGGCGUUACACACUUUUGCCAUAGAUGCUGCAGGCCCACUAUACCCUCCUUGUAUGUUUCUUCAGCUCAGGGAACAGAUGAAAGUCAGAGGGAGCCAAAUCGUAUGGAUAAGGUGGUUGCUGAACCAGUUCGAAGCCACAGUAGUCGAUGAUAGACAUCGCAAUGACAGAUGUCUGUGUGGGUGCAUUGUCCUGGUGAAAGAGUACUCGUUUUUGUCACACCCCAACGCGUUUCACUUCGAUGGUCAACCUCAAACACACUAACUGAGCACCAUAAUAUGCUCGAUUCACUGUUUCACCUUUCUUGAGGUGUUCAGCCAGGCUAACACCCGUCAAAUCCCCCAAAAAACACUGACCAUCAUCUUGCCAGCUGAUGUGACUGACUUGAACUUCUUGGGGAUGAGUGAGGUGGGCUGUCCCACUGUUUCGAUUGACCCUUCGAUUCGGACUGAAAAUGGUGAACCCAUGAUCCAUUUAUUGUGGAAGGACGUUGGAGAAAUGUCACUCUGUCUGCCUUAAAAAGAGACGAAUUUUCGGCGGACAUGGCGUUUGUCUGGUGUUUCUUUUCUGCUGUCAACAUUCUUGGGACCAAUCGACGUGUGACCUCGUGUAUGUCAAGUGCAACUCUUAUGACAUGUUCAACACGGCCCUGAGAAAUGCCCACUCUUUCGGUGAUAUAACAUUCUUUCACACACGGUCUGCCAAUAUCAUAUCGUGGACUGCAGUGACGUUUUCCUCCGCUGUAGCCAAUACUGAUCUUCCACUGUGAGGUGCACCUGGGACAGAGGUGUCGCCCUUCUUGAAUUCCGCCACUCACUUUUCCAUUGUGAAACAAGAAAGGAAAUCCUCCUCUAAUAACUUUAACCAACAUGAUCGGGAGGUGUUAUGGUUGAUGAUCAAUUAGGAAAAAAGAUAAAUGAGAGAUUCUGAGAUCCUUAUAGUUUUUUUUUCUAAUCGAUAAUCCCCCUCUAAUAGUUUCAUCAUGUCAUUAUGGAUCUCCUGUGCAUCAUUCCCUUUUUCAGCAACACUGGAUAACCACACGCAUGUUCUCUUUACCCAUUUUUCAAAGUGUAUGCACCCUGCACACUUCAAACACGAAUAUCUGAAACAACAAAGAAAAUAUAUUCAUGAAAUAUUUUGUAUGUAAUCUAGCAAGGGAAUACGCUAUUAGCUGCCAAACUGACAUUCGUCUACGACAAGUAUUUCAUGGGUGGGCCGAUAACUUCUCAGUCACCCUUCGUAUUUAAACUGCGCCAGACAGCGAAAAGUUUCCGUUACAUUUCUCUUAGCCUUAAGGACUGACUUAUACAAUUACGACUUGCUGAUUCAGCCUUCUAUUGCUUUCUGUUGGAACGGUGCUUCCGUUCCUUUUGGUAUAGUCUGAGAGUUCGAAUGGCAACGCAAACACCUGGAUGGCUGCGAUUUCGGCAAGCAUGAACAAUGUGAAAUAUUGCAGAUCCGUGAAUAAAGCCCAAGUCCGUGGUAUUGCUAUAACAAAUCACAGCGCAGGUCGUCAACGAGAGGGUUGCCACCUUGAAUGGCGUAGGUAUGUAAGCUGAACACGACACUGUGCAGGUAGCUUUAUCCCGCUCUGGAGACCUUUAGAUCACGUGACGUGUCGCGACGUGGCGUAGGACGGCGUACCUCCAUUCCACUGCGGUGUGUUAACUGCUCGCUGCGAGUAUGCGGCGCCGCUCGCUAUGCCAGUCGCUGGCUAGAGCACUUCCCAAAGUACAGAGACUUUCAAGAUUACUUUGCUGGUCUAGCACUUCAACGAAAACGGGAAUUGUAAUAUGACUGCAACGGAAUGCGUGCUGAUAUAAUACUUUCAAAGAUGUUGUAACUCCAUGUUGGGCGAAGUGUCGAACUUAGGCCCCGGCCUUUCGCAAGCACUGCUUUUAUGAGAUAUCUAGAUGUAUCUCACGACCUGGCUGACGCCUUCAACCUGCGAGUACAUCUGUUCUGCUUUGCAAAUUCCAGAUAAGUUCUUCAGCAUAUCUUGUUUUGGGAUGUGGAUCAGAGGUCCUGGCACGCUUUAGUUAACGAAAGUGACCGUGAGAUACGGCUGGAUAUAAGGCACUGUAGGAACACUGCCCGCAAAACGAAAGAAUUCGGUUUCGUGACGUAGUCCGUCAUUCAGCUACAAUCAAGAAGCUUCAGAAUGUGUAUCUUCAGUACCAAAAUUUCUGAAGUAAAUAAUGCACGUCUUUGUUACUGUCGUACAUAACAAUGUACUGGACAGACCACAGUAAUUUCUGGCACUAACAACAACACCAUCAUACAGGUCGACUGAAAUUCCCAUUUAGAGAGCAACGUGGUACAUAAUCUAAACAUAACUCACAACUACGCGACGCUCUGAAUCGACUCUCACAGCUUCGAUAGCGAACUGUCAAUCGCUUUCGUAUUUGAAAUGGGCCGUAAGGCAGAGUGACGUUCAGCGAAACCCUCCUUUCUCAACGUGAUGAGAUCCCACGAAUUCGGAAUGUCUUUUUUCCCGUCCGCGCUAGUUUAGAUAGAACUUGAUAUUUUUUAGUCCGGACAGCUUUUUGAUGCUCACUUCAGUUGCUCAUAUUGAAGCUGCUUAACAUUCCAUCACUAGUAUUUGUCAAGUGACAUACGCAUGAACAUAGACAAGUCAGGAGACGUUAUUAAUCAGACUGUAACAGACCGUGAUUACAUCAUUCCUAAUGCGGAGGAACUGCUAAAUACUGCGUUUUAUUCCAUCAGAGAGCAAUCCUGCUUUGUAAUGAGUAUUACCUCAGGCCAAGUAAGGUCAGCCAUACACGAAAUGUCACUAUCGAUAAGCAAACAGUACUCGAGUAAUCAGUUGUAAAAACUAGGAAAUAGUAUUCUGGUGGGAAAAUGAUGAAACUGCUGGGUGCAAUCGCUUCCCUUAUAAGAGACCAUACAGUUCUGUAAUUGAUAACAUAUAGGUACUACCAACACAGUACGGCGCAAUGUGUUCCUGUUUUCGUUGCUUUGAAGCAGGUUGAAUUUUAAUCGAAGGAGAAUAUCGUGAUACCAAACAGUUUUAUGUUCAUGUUUACUUAAGAAUCAACCAUCAAAACGUCGUUUCUACCUGUGUAUCAGGGACGAGUAGAGUGCAAUGUCUUAACAUAACAAUUGCUUUAUGUAACUGAUUGUUACUGUUAUAAAUACAUGUUCUAUAUUAAGUUGAUUACACAGUCAUGGAGUCCACAAAUUAAGACAUGAUAAGCACGUUUUAGAUUCAACAGCCUACUUAAACACUGGUCGACGCUGAAGCCUGCAUACCUAAAUGUUCAAAGACAUUAUUACUUGUUUUUCAUGCUGAUGUUGCUCUUCAAUAUUCAGCAUCAAUUACCAGUACAUUUCAAGAUGUUGGGGGCAACAGUAACAAGAAGUUGCCGAAGCCACCGUUCCGGUGCAAUACCUAAAGACUCGAAAAGAAAAGCAAGACAAGAAGUUGCCGAAGCCACCGUUGCAGUCCAAUACCUAAACACUCGAAAAGAAAAUCAAGACGAAACAUAAGCAAAGGAUUCUAGCUACUGUACUGUGACCUAGGAAUUUCAUGCCAAAUUAAUCAAUGCAAACUAUUUUUUGUAUUUUUUCACUUUUGUUUCUAUUCUCACAUUUUCAUCUGACAGAAUUUAAGACACUAUGAGGUGUGAGAUACUACAUAUACUGAAUGUUAAGUUACUGCCAAAGUGGAGACAUAACCGAGCUACAAUUUAUAUUAUUGUUGUGACAGUUUCAAAUUUUGACGUUAAAAUAAUAACGACAAUAUGAAGGCAUAAUGUUCUCAAGAAAUAUGUGCUGAUGUAUCAGCAUCAUCAAAUGAGACUUGUUCCGACUGAAGUUGAUGUUGUACGUUCCUUAGGCCUGAACACUUUUGUAUUUGUUGAAUUUUGCCUACGUCACGUACUUUGUUUCAUGUAUAUGGACUACAAGGUAAAUCUGUAAUUCCUUUAGCUCUCUUGGCAAAAUCUGUGGACCAUAUGGAGAAAUCACUCGUUGGAAAAACGACGUAAUUUCUUUUCGUCUGUCUAUGUCUGGAAUUUGUUUGUAUCAACACGAUGAAACCCAUCUCCAAACCACCUAUAAUCGCUAACAAUAAAAAUAAUAUUUUUGUA